This is a messenger RNA of Rhododendron vialii, 2833 nucleotides long. RefSeq lists its product as uncharacterized. The record is from RefSeq and is a predicted model, not a curated record. The transcript is spliced from 2 exons. Bases 84 to 716 code for a protein of 210 amino acids. Lineage: Eukaryota; Viridiplantae; Streptophyta; Magnoliopsida; Ericales; Ericaceae.
UACCUAACGGAACCGAUACAAAUUAAAAAAACCAAACCACUUUGGUGAACCAUAGAAAAUCCAUUCAAAAUAGAUGGUGCAUAAUGGUACUGGUAGAAAACUACGAGUGCAAAAAGUGUAGUUUCUCCUCUCUCUCUCUCUCUCUCUCUCUCUCUCUCUCUCUAGGUCGGUUCCUUACUUCCUCCGGCAAUGUUCAGGCCACGCGAGACGUAGGAGAGAAGGCUGCGUUGUGCGUAUUCGUCAUUCGAGUUAGGUUGGGAUUUUUAGUUCGGGGGGGUGAGCAGCCGUUUUUCGCGAGUUCGAACCAAGCCAAUCCAGUCAUGCCGGCGCAAAUUGACUCCCGUGCUGCCAUUGACUCGGUCCAACGUGCUCGUCUUCGCUCUCGCCGCAUAGUCCACCGAUUUACCUCUGGCUCCUCAGGAGUAAGGGCAGCCAUGCCUUUCGUAUCAACUUACUUUGUACUAGCAAUGGCGUUGUGUAAUAGGAUGGAGGGGGGUCGAGAGAGGAGGAAGGUGAGAGAGGAGAUGGAGGAGGAGGACCGGAAACUAGGUGAGAAGAGAGAGGCCCUCCAUCAGAUCCAUAAUGACUUGAUCACUAUCAAGGAAGGGAUCAACCGUGGGUUUUUGGGCUCGCUUUUUCUCCUCUGGUUGAAGAUAAAAGCGUUGAUGGAGGGUUAUGUAGUGGGCCGAAAUAUCCGAGGGGUAGAUGAGUCCUGAUGGGUCGCGCUUGUCUGAGCUCACCGCGUAGUUGUCUCAGUUCAUCUGUGAAUUUACACGUGAGUUGGUACGAUGGAUGUGACUAUUUCCCAAAGGAUAAGGAGGUUCUUGUAAUCUUCGCCGAACAUGGAAUUAUCCGAGGGUAUGAAGAUUUGGUCUCCUUCGGUAAUUUGUUCAAACGUUCGGUGGGACCACUAUGUUCGGAUAGAGUUCCUAUUGUUCGGUAGAUAAUGAGUUCAUUCGAAUUGGUUUCAUUCACUCGGGAAUAAGUUUGUUCGGAUAUCGCUUCAGUAGAAUCUUCUGGAAGCUUCCACUGAUAUUUAGGUUGUCAUUUCUGACAGCUGAGAUGACAUCUCUGUAUGAUGUGACUUCUCUGACACUGAUAAACGCGGCUCUGCAACCUACAGAGAAAUGAUGUCUAUUAAAUACGCUGACAUGUGACGUCAUCCGAACGUAGCACACCACAUGGGUUGCAAAAUCAGGCUGUGUAGUACUCAAUAUCUUUGACUAUAAAUACAAGACCAUCCCCUCAUGUGAAGGGAUCUGAGAAAAAAGGAGAAAAAACACAUCUCUCUCUCUCUCUCCCUCUCUAUCUCUUUCUUUCCAUACCUUCUUGCUAAACUUCUCCUUUCUCCACUUACUGACUAGUUCGUCGGAGCUUCUUCCCGGAAGAACACCCCCCUCCGGUUCUGCAGGUACGCAAAGAUUUCAACAUUCCCACGAAUUAUAGAAGAAGGCUCAAGAAGGAAAGGCAAGGUGAAAUCAGCCCCCCACAGGUUAUCAUUUGAAUUACGACUGUCGCACUUUGAAAACUGAAACUCUCUGUCUUUCAUAUGUUUUUCAGCAUGCCAUACCUAUGCAGCACUUAUUAGAUUUUGAUUAGUCAAGUCAGUUCAGUUUGUUUCGGUUUUCCUGGUACCAUCUCGGUAUGGUUUUCCCUUCCUUUCUAUGCUAUAAGAUGUCGUUCUUUGCAGUGUGCAAGUUAACAAAGACGAUCAAAAUUUGACACUGGCCUUGGAAUGGAUGGUAGCGAUGAGAACUCUAUAGUAAAGAACUAAAGCGGUAUGAUGAUGCAGGAUCUUUUCUUGUUCAUUUUUGUUGACUCAAGUUACGCAUUUUAUUAUGCUUCUCUAUCGGGUUAAGGUUUGAAAUCUACAUGACGAUGGCCGUCUAACUUCUGUUCAAUUUUCUUGGAUGACACUUGACCUAUUUCCUUGGGUACAAAAACUUAAAAAUGUCCACUUUAAACUCAAGCUCAAGAGUUAUUAGUCAGUAGGGAACAACGCUGUGUCCAACCAAACAUGACGUAGGUGGGAAAAAUGGAAAGCAAGAAUGUAAUUAAAACGAUUGUCAUUCCUGUUGUUACUUCUAGCACAAUAUAAAUUACUCUUGUACGAAGUUGGUCUCACAGUUGUAUUUAUGCAAUAAGGUUUCUAUUCAAUAAUCGAACUUAUGAUGCCUUUAAUAUUUGUCGAGCACUGCUUAGUUGAUAUACGGAAGUCAGAAACUCGAGCUGAAAUAGUAGUGUAUUGAAAUUAGUGGGACAUGGUCGAAGGGGUUUCCUCAAAAAAUCUGCUUGCCACAUAAUGCUGUGAGUUAAGUUGCCAGAACAUGGUAGCUGUCAAAUGAUAUGUUUAUGUCUCAUCUUGGCACAGUUUUGAAUUCAGUUGCUAUUUCCUACAUGGGUCGUAUGCUUACAUUAUUUGUGUUGAUACUUCUAUUCAUGCACCUUCCUGGCUACCUCGCAUAUGGACGGUUUUCUAAUGAAUAUUUUUGACAAUCUAUUCUGGUACAUACUCAUUCAUUGAAAUGUUUCUUGUGUCGUCAUUUACUUGUCGUGUAGAGGGCAUGGGAGCAGGGGGCAAACCUCCGUAUUUGAUGGUAAAAUAAGUUGCGAAAAAUUCCCCAGAUGUAUGCAUUUUAUUGUCGUGUCUUCCUGUAUUAGACAAUGGUUGGCACGGAAGUCAUUUGUGUUGAAGGAUUUUCGACAAACAACCUGAAGUGUGUAAUUGCUGUCAUUGUUUUUGUACUCUCGUGGACUUUUCUACUUGUAUUUAGUAUAUUCUAGAUUGGAUGUAGGGUUUUUGGAGAAGUUAUUAUAUUGAAGGGGUAUCCAA